AUGAACGUCUAUCAAAAGCUACUUUUGUACUCGCGCACUCUUUUCGGUCAAUUUCUACAUCAACGUGCUGAGAAGGAACAUGACACUUAUAUGACCGGGGGUUAUCGAAACGCACCAAGUUUUGCCCAAAAAAAUCUUCCGAACAUGGCCUUCGAUCGUGUGCAUCAGAAACUGAAGCAGAUGCAUGCCAAAGAAGAAGUAAAACAGUUUCAAAUUUUGGUGUUAUUGCUUCGGCUUCGACAAAUAUGCUGCCAUCCAGGGCUGAUCCAUCAGAUGCUUGAAGAUGACGACGGAAACUUCGAUAUCAGUGCUGUCGAGGAAGAACAAUCGGAAGAACUGGAUUUGUUGGCUCAGCUGAAUAAGCUCAAGAUAACGGGAGCACCGGAUGGUGAAGUUGGAAAUGCAGCUGAAGUUAAUUUCGAGAUUGACGAAAACACUUCACAAGACGAAGCAGCGAUUACGAAGGCUUCCUCGAAAGUAAUGCGGCGCUCCAAUCCGGUUUUGAUCUCUCGAGGAUCAGCUCGAAGAUUGCAAGGCUCCUCAAGCUGUUGGACGAAAAAAUCUUUGCAGUGAUGACAAAGCGGUUAUUGUGUCGCAGUGGAGCAGCGUGCUGGAUAUUGUGGCACACCAUCUGAGUGA
Armigeres subalbatus is the source of this 639-nucleotide messenger RNA. RefSeq names its product transcription termination factor 2-like. Bases 1 to 573 code for a protein of 190 amino acids. The record is from RefSeq and is a predicted model, not a curated record. Lineage: Eukaryota; Metazoa; Arthropoda; Insecta; Diptera; Culicidae. The transcript has a single exon.